Eremomyces bilateralis CBS 781.70 is the source of this 3407-nucleotide messenger RNA. RefSeq lists its product as uncharacterized. The transcript is spliced from 5 exons. Lineage: Eukaryota; Fungi; Ascomycota; Dothideomycetes; Eremomycetales; Eremomycetaceae. The record is from RefSeq and is a predicted model, not a curated record. Gene Ontology annotation, molecular function: DNA-binding transcription factor activity, RNA polymerase II-specific; DNA binding; zinc ion binding. Gene Ontology annotation, biological process: DNA-templated transcription; regulation of DNA-templated transcription. The coding region runs from base 356 to 3094 and encodes 912 amino acids.
UUAACACGACCCUCUUAAGCUGGUUCCACAUCCUACAAAGGCUACAACAUCCACGUUUUACAUGCGACUUAAGCUGUACUCACGUCCAAUCACCCUAAAGAUCGCGGGGAAGGUCCCUGCAAGACGCGGGGAAGAGCUCGCCGAAGUGGACGUCACUUUCGCCUCCAUCUCCAUCCUUCACCACGUCGACGAUCACUUCCGGCCAUGGUCUUUCCUCUUCUUGGGUUUCUAAAGAUUUUGUCUACGCCUAACUCCGUCGUCAUGUGCAGUAGGACGUGCAAUGCUCCUCGCCAUAUAUUAACAUCGAUUCUGGCUCUUCGCACUGGGAUUUGGGCACAUUAUCAUCGCACGUAGCAUGCAUGCUCAGCCCCCGGCGGCGCCUGAUCCUGCGAAGGACAAGGGAAAUUCCGGCUCUCAUGUGUGCCCGCUUUGUGAUACUGGCUUCGGGCGUCUCGAGCACCUAUCGCGUCAUAUAAUCUCCCACACAGGGAGCAAACCGUACUCAUGUUACGUCUGCCACAAAUCGUUUAAUCGCAAGGACACCCUUCUACGUCAUCUUCCUAUUCAUGAAGAUACCGGCCGAAGCUCUUCCAAGCCAGGCAGUAUUCGCAUUAGCCGAGCAUGCGCCCAGUGUGGAAAGGUUCGACUUCGCUGCGACGGAGAGUCCCCGUGUGCUCGCUGCCAGUCCAAGGGCAUCAACUGCAUGUACUUAGGGAGAUCACGGAAGCGUAUUCCCACCAUCGAAGAAUUACGGGAAAUGCCCGUCAAGGGGAACGAAAGCGACCCGGGAGAGCUUGGCGAUGACCAAAAUGUUGAGUAUAGCACUUCCGAGCGUCGCCCUUCACUGCAGAGCCGUCCUCCAUCGUUAGAUCGCUCCGUCCGCAUGGAUGAAACGGCUACAUUCGUCGAGACCUCCAGUCUGCUUCCAUCGCAUCUGACAGACCAGGUGCCCUUAUCGUCCUCGGAACCGUUGGUGAUCGAUACCCAGCAGGAAUCCGUGCAGGCCUCGCAGGAUGCACUUGAAAGUUCGGCGUUCUUUGGCAGCGGACCAAGUAUUGGGGAUAUUCCAUCAACAGCCGUGCCUACAUGGAACUUCAACUGGAAUGGAGACAGCGACUUCUCUGUCAUGGACUGGAUUACCACCGACAACUGUUUUUUAGAUCCGGGGCCGUCUAUGGCAUAUGACGCUUCCCGCACUUUGGGCUACCCCGGGUCCUCGCACGACACAGGUUUCGGUCAGAAUGACUUCCCAAUGUCCCAGCUGUACAAGCCUCCAGAUCAACAUCCGCCUACGCAUCAGGUCCCGAUGGGCCACAUCACGGGGCAUUGGGGUCCAACAAACCAAGGCAAGCUAGGGGAUCGCCCUAAAGCAAAGGCAGAUUUGGAACGAGAAUGGCCCACGAAUUGGGAUCCAACAAAGUCCGACAACUUGGUUUCUUUCCCCGAUAUGAGUGAAUUUCCCCUCGACAUUCUCGAGGCGGAAAGCUUUGGUCAUGUUGAAAGUCUGAGCCCACAAGCGUACCAUGAAAUAUAUCAAAGUAUGAAAAGGGUUGGAUCAUCCCUCUUUCGGCCUUUCCAUAACGCCAAUCUACCCUCGAUCGAGGCGUUUGAUUGUUUUACACAGCUAUAUUUCGAAUACUUCCAUCCCAUUUUCCCGCUGUUGCACAAACCAUCCUUUGACCCACGAAACGCUCCUUGGCAAUUGGUGCUCGCUACUGCAACCAUUGGCUUUCGAUACUCCAAGGUACCGUACGCUGCCACAGGGUCCAACGCGCUCCAAGAGCUCCUCCGACGAUCACUUGCCUCAGCCAUCGAGGGGGACAAUUCGCAUGCUCGAGAGCUGUGGUUUACUCAAGCACUUCUCCUCGGGUCUGUCGGAAUGACAUAUUCCGGAAAUAGGAGGCUAUUGGAAAUCGCAGAGAGUGGACGAAACGCAAGCAUUACUCAAUGUCGUCGAAAAGGCGUGCUCCGAAGAAUGCCAACACGAGUAUUAAACUUGGACUCCAUAACCGAAAAGCAGUCUUACCAGGAGGAGUGGCAGCAGUGGAUCGAAGAUGAAUCACGUCGACGACUAGGCUUCUGUACCUUUCUCAUUGACGCUCAAAAUGAGCUGUAUUUUGACGCGGUGCCAUACCUAUCUCUCGCUGAGCUAGAGCUACUGUUGCCCUGCUCUGAAGACCUAUGGGCCGCAUCCUCUCCAGAGUGGUGGAGGAAUUUAUACUUGCAGCACAACCACGACGAUGAUUUGACCGUUCAGCAGGCAUUGGCCCAACUUGGAAAUAAUAAAACCCUUCCGAAAAACAUCAGUGAUUUUGGACGAUUAAUUCUCACAUUUGCUCUCUACCGGACGAUACGGACGAUACGAACCCUGUCUGGAAACCCCUUCGUUUCCAAUGCGCUUUCCGAGCGGUCUUUUAUUAACGAUUCAGCCAAUGAAGCGAUUUUCCUCCUUCAAGGCUGGUAUUCGGGCCCCCUCAAUACCAAGUCCAUGCUCAACUCCAGUGUGGACUGCCACAACUUGUGUGUUUCUAUGCUUCUAUGCAGCCCCAGGCAAGCUCUUCUGAGUUAUGUGCACCGCCGCAAUACCAUGCAACAUGAGAAGGAGCCAAAAGAAGUCAUUGAUCACUGGAUCAAGGAGCAAAAUGGCUGCGUGGCAAGGCGUGCCGUCUCUUAUGCAGGAUUACUGCUUGGCAAGUCGAAGGGGCUCAAGUUCCAAGCCCCGUGUACCCCCAUCAUGAUUGCGCUGGCUACGGUAACCAUUUGGGCCUACAGCCAUAUGACCGAGGUGGUCUCCUCUCCCUCAUACUCCCACGGUAUCCGGGCCAGAGAACGUGGUUCGGUGAUUCGGCUAGAUGACGGGGAGCUGGAUCAACGGAGGGAGGCGUGGAUUCAAGGCGAUGAGAGUUUUAGAGCUCAUCUGAACGAUGUCGGCAAUAUAUGUCGCCAGAGAGCAUCGUACCGCAUUGCCGAUGUUGGUGUGCAGUUACUGGACGAUUUAGGUGGCUGGGGUCUAAGCCAAGGCCUGGAGCAUUGGUUAUCGACACUCCGAAAUCGCGAUUGGUCACGUCAACAGGCGGAUUUGCGGAGUUUUUAAGGGGUCGGCUCUGUGGGGACACCAUUUGGUGUAUACGCUAGGGCGACACGACCCCCCGUCUUCGAGAUCUCAACCUCUUGGUGCCAAAUUCCAUGAACUUGACUCAAAUCCCAAAACAAUUGCCGUCCAUGCCACAUACACAAUGUCUACACUCAACACGACAGCAACAGACCUUGAUCGAGCCACUAUCCGGCUCAUCGCAAGCGACUAUGCCAUCCAUCAGACUGGAAAUAGAGAUUCAGAGGUUGUGGAGGAAGCCAGGGCCGACCUUGCGGUACAGUCCGAGGCGGAGCGGAUCGAUCCAACUACAGAG